CCAACUUCCUUCUCAACCCUUCAGGACUCCACUCAGUUUACUAUAAAUCUAAGGAAGAUGAUGGCCUCAGAACUCUACAGCCUGAAGCCUAUCAUCCAUCUCAACAUGGUAUGCAUUUUCUGAAAUUCUUUUUCCUGAAAAAAAAAAUUCUGACUUCUUAAUUGGUGUUUGAUUAUGUAGCAGUGGUGGCCAUGGAGGGAUAUGGGGACUUUAUGGAAUGGUCACAGGCUACUCUGCAGCUGAAGAAUCCAGGCAGGGGAUUUCCAGGGCCGAUACAAGACGAUGACGACGAGGAGGCAGAGGGAAUCCAGAGCAAAGAGAAGUGGGCUUGUGUGAAGGUUAACAUGGAUGGAGUUAUGGUGGGAAGAAAGAUUUGCAUUCUUGACCAUGGAGGCUAUUCUAGCCUGGCGCAUAAAUUGGAAGAAAUGUUUGGGAGAAAUUCUGCAUCUGGGCUAAGAUUAUUCCAGGCUGGUUCAGAAUUUUCACUGUUUUAUCAGGUCAGGGAAGCGAAUUGGAGGCCUGUUGGUGACGUUACCUGGAAGUAA
Messenger RNA from Mangifera indica (mango), 545 nucleotides. Its product is annotated as auxin-responsive protein IAA32-like. The record is from RefSeq and is a predicted model, not a curated record. NCBI's taxonomy places the organism in Eukaryota, Viridiplantae, Streptophyta, Magnoliopsida, Sapindales, Anacardiaceae. Gene Ontology annotation, molecular function: protein binding. The transcript has 2 exons. Gene Ontology annotation, cellular component: nucleus. Bases 192 to 545 code for a protein of 117 amino acids. Gene Ontology annotation, biological process: regulation of DNA-templated transcription.